Adineta steineri is the source of this 1134-nucleotide messenger RNA. The record is from the annotation of a GenBank genome assembly. Lineage: Eukaryota; Metazoa; Rotifera; Eurotatoria; Adinetida; Adinetidae.
AUGACAAUGACAAGUAAUGAUAUCGAUUUACUACAUAUAGACGAAGAUUUGGAAUUGGAUUCUACAUCAAGUAAUUCACAUGUUCGUAUACAUUCCCCAUUACCUUUACUCAAAAUACCAGUUAAAUCUACUGAGUCUCUUAAUUUUACUGUUCGAUCACGUCAUAAAUCAAAAACAUUAUCUAAAAAAAGAACGUUAACUCGUUACAUUUUUCCAAGGAUACCUUCUCGUACUGAAUCAUUAAUUCAGCCAUUAGAUUAUUAUGAACCUGACAAUUACUAUCAUCAUCAUUAUUAUCAUCAUCAUCAUCAUCAUCAUCAACAACCACAGCAACAGUUACAACAACAAGGACAACAAUCUAAUGAAGGCUGUGAUAUGCGGUUUUUUAUUAUUCGACAUGGUGAACGAGUCGAUAGAUAUUUCGGGUCAAAUUGGUUUAUGUUAGCCUUUGAUAAUAAUGGUCAAUAUCGUCCAUAUCAUGUAAACUACCCACCUGAUUUACCACCACGUCCAAAUAAAUAUUUUUGGGCACUUGAUACACCAUUAACACGUGAUGGUUUAAAUGCUGCACAAAAUGUUGGUCGAGUAUUAGGCCUUAAUCAAUUCGAACCAACAUAUGUUUAUUCAUCACCAGCUAUGCGUUGUAUAUUUACAACAUUUCAAAUCUUAAAAGGUCUUGGAUUAGAAAAUAAAUUAUCCAUACGUAUUGAACCAGGCCUAUUAGAAUUAGGUGCUGCAAGAUUUGGUAUGAGUUUCUUUCUAACACCAAUUGAAUGGUAUAAUUAUGGAAUAAAUGUUGAUUUAACUUAUCAACCUAUAAUGCAAAAUAUUGAUCCAUUAGAACGUGAAAGUGCAUAUUAUCUUCGUUCAAAAUAUAUUAUUCGUCAAAUAGAACAGAUUCAUAAUAAUAAUUCUUCGCCUUCAUCACUUAAUAUUUUACUUGUUGGUCAUGCAACAUCACCGGAAACUUUAACAUGGGAUUUAGUUGGACGUCAACCCAAUGUUUAUGAUUUAUUUACAUUAUCAUUAAAUAUUGGUUAUCUUCAAAUGGUUAUAACUGAACGAGAGAAACAAACAAAAGCUUGGUCAUUAACACAAAUGCCAUUACAAUCAACAACACUUAAAUGGGUUUAA